Messenger RNA from Arabidopsis thaliana (thale cress), 875 nucleotides. RefSeq lists its product as uncharacterized. The coding region runs from base 1 to 597 and encodes 198 amino acids. The record is from RefSeq and is marked reviewed. The transcript is spliced from 3 exons. Lineage: Eukaryota; Viridiplantae; Streptophyta; Magnoliopsida; Brassicales; Brassicaceae.
AUGAGUAGGACAAGAAGCAGAGAUGAGAGUUGUGAUGAGACCAAACAAACAGAGGAAGAAGCUGGAAGAGGAGAUCCAACUGGAGAAACUUCGAGCAGAGGAUCAGGAGUGACAGCAUCUGGGUUUGGUGGACUAAGGCUUGAGGGGAUUGUCGGCAUGAUAGACGAUUCCGACGGGGAAGGAGACAUUUCGCUUGAACCUGGAGUAGGGAACAGGGGAGAGGUAUCUGGAGACAUGGCCGGGGUAGAAGCUGAGAAACUCGAUGGAGCUUCAGGCAAGAACGAAGGUGCAGCUGAUAUGAGUGAGAGAACGGUGAAGGCAGUGAACAGAGAGACGGACAUGGUUACUGUGAAUGUCUCUCCUGCUUCUCUGAGAAUGUUUCUGAGAGACCUUAAGAAACUGAAGAAGAAAAAGGUAUACAGCUAUAGAGGAGUCACAGAAGACAUUGCUGCAUUUCAUUUUCUCAUAGAAAAUCAGACACUGAAUAAUUUGUUGACUUUUGUCGAGAUUCUGGCAAUGCUUUUAGCAGUAUACAUUCAUCUGAACACAAUGGCCGAGCAUUCUCAUGGCCAACUUUCUAUUAAACUCAAUCCAUAGAGGUUUGAAUAAAGAAGAAAGAAUUCACUAAACUUUGAGUUUGAGCAGCACAAGACCUUAUGAAUGAGGAUGAAGCUGAAAGCUUUCCCAUAUGUUCGGGGAAGCUGUAUGAGCUUUCAGUGGUUUCCAUCUGCGGACGCCUUUUCGAAUAUUUUAUGCCCACACCAGUCCAUCAAAGCCGAUUUCCAGAUUUGACACAGGGCUGUCUCCAAUACCUUGGUCAAGCGCUUGGGUGUCAUCUAUUGGAUCAACAUAUGGCUCGAGCAGAUCAGCGGAUC